This is a messenger RNA of Lotus japonicus, 1277 nucleotides long. Its product is annotated as 21.7 kDa class VI heat shock protein. The transcript has 2 exons. Lineage: Eukaryota; Viridiplantae; Streptophyta; Magnoliopsida; Fabales; Fabaceae. The record is from RefSeq and is a predicted model, not a curated record. Bases 523 to 1098 code for a protein of 191 amino acids.
AAGCAAUCUACAAUUGAAAAGCAUUGAUUCUCCAUGCUUGGCAAGCGUCAAACAGUUAAAUAAGUCAGCUGAAAAGCAUAUAUGUGGAGUGUAAAAACUCAGUUGGUGACUAUAAUUGCAUCAGUAUCAUUUGUUAUAAACUAUAAUACACAAAAUUAUGCCACAGCAUUCCUAAAAGAAUUCCCUCAUUCUGCAAGAGCAUCCAUGACUUGUUGCAGAACUUUGACUUGAUUAGUACCGCUUUCCAAUUUUUUCCACAUCUUGUGCUAGACAACCAGAUUUCAAUGGGAUACCACUACCACAUAGCCUUUAGCCAUACGUAAUAUGCUUGGCAUGGUUUCUCUUCAGAUAUAAGAAAAGUCUAGAAAAGAAAAUAUUCCUUUUAGCUUUACAGCCUCCAAAUAUGCCAAAGGAAUUUGUUCUCUCUUUUUUUAUCAGAUAGCUUCUCUCACACUAUAAGAGAAAACCCACAAAAUUCUCUCCCCCAAAGCCUCAAAAAAUUUCAGUCUUUCUAAUUAGCAAAUGGCUAGUUCCAGCAAGAAGAUUGAGGUUAAAACAGAUGAUCAGACUCCACGUAAAUGGUGUGUUUCACUGGGAGAAGAUAAUUUCAAAAGAUUCUUCAACCAGGCUAAUCCAACAGUGCAUAAGGUUUUUGGUGAUGGAUCACUUUUCAGUCCAAUGUUGUUUGGGAAGUUCUUUGAUCCUUCUGAUGCCUUCCCUCUGUGGGAGUUUGAGUCAGAUGUGUUGUUAUCUCAUCUAAGGAGCUCCAACCAAAGCACUGUGGAUUGGCAUCAGAGAGAUGAUGGAUAUCUACUAAAAGCAGAAAUACCAGGAACUGGGAAAAACCAUAUUGAAGUCCAUGUUGAUCACAAAGGGAAGGUUGUGGAAAUCAGCGGACAAUGGAAGCAGCAGAGAGACUCAAAUGAUUGGAGGUGUGGCCAUUGGUGGGACUGUGGAUAUGUAAGAAGGAUUGAGAUGCCAGAGGAUGCAGAUUGGAAGAACAUAGAAGCUUACUUGUAUAAUGACACAUUUUUAGAAAUACGAAUACCGAAGAAGCAACAGGGUUGUGAUGUUGCACAGGGAAAGAAUGUGGCUUAAACAAUGCAGAAGCUACUAGACUGUGUUACCAUCAUCUAGUAGCAUCUUCUAUGCAAAUUGAUAAUGAUAUCUAACAUUUAACAUACUUUUAACUCUCCUGUCUAAUAGUUGGCCUUUUGAAUUUUGAUGAUGUAAAAUAUAUAUAGAAGAAGGGAAUAAAAGGAAAACUGUGGUGUGAA